Molecule: messenger RNA, 1421 nt
Organism: Tupaia belangeri chinensis (Chinese tree shrew)
Lineage: Eukaryota; Metazoa; Chordata; Mammalia; Scandentia; Tupaiidae
Gene: CUNH10orf62
Product: chromosome unknown C10orf62 homolog
Exons: 1
Source: RefSeq, a predicted model, not a curated record
GGUGGGAGGGGCCUCCCAGGGAGAGCACAGAGGGGGCCUGCCUGCCAGACACCUCCGGGGAGCCUGCCUUUCAAGCAUGAACCACCCCACCUGAGCUGCCAACUCCGUGUGCCCUUAGCUCUGCCUGCCUGGCCUGGGGUCCUGGAGACCUUCUGGGAGCUCAUCCAGCAACCAUCAUGCAAGGUGGUGCUGGGCACGGCCCUCUUCCUGGGAGGCGGAGGCCUGGUGCUGUGGGCGCAGAGGAAGAGGAGGCAGAAGAUCACGCCUGAGCUCGCGACGGCUGAGCAUGAGUCCCCAGAAGCCCUCAGAACAAAGGAGAGCUGGAUCAAGUCGCACUUCAGCUGCCUGUCGGAAGAGAAGCUGUGCACCAACACCGCCAGCGCCUGCUGCAGUGCCCCGCAGCCCGAGGGCGGGAGCGGCGAGGCCAACACCACCAUCCGCGUGGAGACCUUCAGCACCAGGCAGGGGGAGGAGGGCGCCGCCCUGCACCGGGAGUCCUUCACCAGUCGGCAGAGGAUGUCCGGGUGCUCAGUGAUCAAGGAGACCCACAGGGAGUCUGGGAAGGCCUCGUCCUCGGAGGAGGCCACGUGGGCCGCCGUGGCUGCCUGCACCAAGGAGAUCGACGCCAAGGGGCGGCACCUGGCGGACUCCAUGCUGCAGCGGGCUACGGCCUACCAGCACUCGGGCCACCUGGAGUCCAGGGACAUCAGCCCGGAGGAGCUUAAGGCCCUGGAGGAGGUGGAGAUGAAGCUGAAAGGGAGUUUUCUCACCAAGCAGGAAAGCACGGUCGCAGGCGCCAGCCACACCCACACUUUCCAUCCUAGCCACCAGGGUCACCCAGGUCAUGCAAGCCAUCAGAGUCAAGGCCACCCAAACCCUCAGAGUCAAGGCCAGCCAGGCCACCAGAGUCAAGGGCACCAGGGUCACCCAGGCCAUCUGAACUACCAGAAUCGUCCAAGCCAUGCAAGCUACCAAGGCCAUCCAGGUCACACAAGCUUCCCAGGUCAUCCUGGUCACCUGAGCCACCAGAGCCACAGCCUGCCCAACCGCAGUCACUAGUUCUGUGACUCCUCUGAAGCCACCUAACCACAGAUGGAGAUCCCCUUCCCCCAGCAGGGCUGGCCACACAGGCCUGUUUCCUCCCCAAGGGCACCCUCUGGGGCCUGGGCUGGGCCGCCUCCAUGGCCCGUCCCUCCGCAGGCCCUCCACGUGUCCCAGGCACCUGGACUCCAUGAGCAGGGCCUGUCCCAGAGGGGAGACCCUGACAGAGGGAGAGCCGGGUGCCAGCACAGCAGCCCAGGUAGACCCGGAGGCCCGGAAGGCCCAUGGAGAGGAGACAGACAAGGCAGAUCCCGGGAGCAACUGAGAGCCCCACGUUGACGCCGAGCGCCUGGAACAGAGCCAAUAAAGCCUUGUAUCCC